Messenger RNA from Aspergillus mulundensis, 1380 nucleotides. RefSeq lists its product as uncharacterized. The record is from RefSeq and is a predicted model, not a curated record. The transcript has a single exon. NCBI's taxonomy places the organism in Eukaryota, Fungi, Ascomycota, Eurotiomycetes, Eurotiales, Aspergillaceae. The coding region runs from base 1 to 1380 and encodes 459 amino acids.
AUGUCGCAGAUCUCCGAGCCUCAGCUGUCGCAAAGCUCCCUUGCCCCUCCUGUUGGAAUCUCACGCCCUGUCACCCCAGUGCAACGCGCAACCCUUUCCGCAUCGCCUGAUUUGAGUGUGCGAGCUGGAAGCACGUCUCCGCACUCCGAUAAGCUCAAGUUCAUCUCCCCUCCAUCGCUGCCUUCAUCAGACAUAACGCCUCCACCAUCAACGCAGGUCCCCGGAGCUCCGCUCCGAGGGUCACGGUCUCGAUCUAGCUCCUACCUUGCACCUUCGCCAGAUAUACAAGAAACUCUCUGUGCUGCAUACGGCGCAUCUGAGAACCUUCCAACAGACGACGAGAUCGAUACUGCCGACGAAGCCAGGCUCCGCGCUAUUGCCAAAGAGCUCCUUGGGGUCGCUCGGGAGGCUCGUGUAUCCGCACUCCACUUCAAGUUGCAAUACGGACUAUUAUCAUUCAGAAGUAACGUGGCUAUCAAACGCGCCGAGGUCGAGCAUAAGCUUGCGAGGAGGGAAGCCGAAAUACUGCAGAGUACCGAGUACCGUAGCCGUCAUCUUCUUCCAGGUGCAGAGCCGAUGCCUUCGCCUUCCAAUCUCGAGUUGGAACUUGCCGUCAAGCGUAAUCAAGAACUCGAGAGGACCAACGCUACCCUUGACAGAAGACUGCGACGAGCCAAGAAGCUCAUUGAACAAGAACAGGACCAGUCAGAUGGGCUGAGAGAGGAGAACCAGUUGCUGAAGAAGCGCAUCCGGGAAAACCGGGAACAUUUCUCACGGAUGAUCGAGCACGGUCCGAUGUCGCCCCCUGGUCCGCCGCCAGAAGGGAUGGAUAACAAUGACAACAGCAAUCCAUUUGCAGCCCUCCUUGCAGCGGACCGUGUCCUUAACAGGGAAUCUAGUGUGACAUUUACACCACAACGACAUAGAACUCAUAGACAGCAUCCGAAUGGCCACGUGCGAGGCAGUCAUUCCCUGUCCUCACUUCCCAUCACACCGUCUCAGACACAGAAGAUCCACCGGGAAAGUCAGUAUGUCACUUCUGGUAAAGAGUCCAGCGACGAGAAUCGUGAUAGAGAUAGCACAAUAUCCGCAUCUGAUAUCGAGGAAGCCGGAGCAGAGGAAAAUAUCCCUCCGUCUCAGGCGGGAUCUCUUGCAACUAGCAUGCUUCGUCGCAAUCAUCCGUCUAUCCCGCAAAACAUGCGGGGUGUUGCCAAUUCAGCUCCGAAAACCAGUACACUCCUUCAAACAAAGUUGUUUGGCCAAGUGAGAAAAGCGGGUGUAGAUCGGCCUGCGAACACCCUCAAACGUAAAGCAAGUUUUGACGGUGCGAGCUCAAAGAAAUCAAAAGCGGAGGAGCAGGUGGGUCUCGGCAUUCACUAG